Poecilia latipinna (sailfin molly) is the source of this 2555-nucleotide messenger RNA. RefSeq lists its product as uncharacterized. Lineage: Eukaryota; Metazoa; Chordata; Actinopteri; Cyprinodontiformes; Poeciliidae. The coding region runs from base 1186 to 1803 and encodes 205 amino acids. Gene Ontology annotation, molecular function: signaling receptor activity. Gene Ontology annotation, cellular component: membrane. The record is from RefSeq and is a predicted model, not a curated record. Gene Ontology annotation, biological process: adaptive immune response. The transcript is spliced from 5 exons.
ACCAGAUGGCAGUAAAUAGAAGAAAGAAAUUGCACCAAAUUAACGAUGCAGACGAUGUGGAUGGUGUGGUAGAAAAGUCAUUAUUUUUGGAAAGAAGAAGAAGAAAUGGCUGCUUUAAAGUGGUGAGGUUUUGGACUUGUUACUCCCAUGAGAGAUUAAACAGCAGCUUGGAUUAAAUGUGAACAAAUUGAUAUGCAAACCAUUGAGAGUAUUUGGAUUUUAUCCGCUUUGACCUCCUGUUUUUCCAGGUACAAAUAUGAUGCACAAAGCCCAUUUCUUUUAGCCAUUGAUCACCAGCUGCAUGAGGACCCGUGUUUAUCGAGCCAACAUCCACAGUGAGCAUGAAGGUGAAACGAUGAAAAACAACUAACCAGUUGUUUGAGAGCCGUCAAGUAUGAUGGAAGACCUAAUGCUCCAGGCCCUUCAGAGAUGCUGGAAACCUUGUUGAUAUACACUAACAAAGUCCCCAUGUAAUUGGAUGCACACUGUACACAUGAUUAUUAAUUUGUUCAAACCAAACGCAUUUUUAAUCAGAUCUGGUGGACCGAUAAACUGGUCUUCUUUCAAUAGGAUAUUGAUCCAAAACAUAUCAAGUCAACAUGGAAACGGUUCACUGAACACAAAAUCAACCUUCACCGAUGAUCAUCUCAACCCAGAAACCCGAAUCCUAGAAAACGUGAGAUGAAGAGAACAUGAGAUGGGACUCGGUUAGGGAAACACUACAUUAUUCAUUCUGUAUUCCUUACAUCAAGGCUGCUUUUUUAACAUGCUUUAUUUUUUUUGAGGUAAUAAAUCUAGGUAAAAAACAGGUCUAAAUUUAGUCUUGACUUUUAAACUAAAUGCAUACCAAAUCUACAUUUAAAGCAUUUCGACAUUAUUUUAAUUUUUAAAAUUGCUCAAUGGAUUUCCGAAGGUCCCAGUAAUGAUUAUCUUAGAACGGAAUAUGCUUGUUCCAAGUGUUUGUAUGACCUUAUACGCCUUGUUGAUCCUUUGUGACACAAAGUCCCUUCUAGUAAAAGACUUUAUCUGAUGAUGUCGGAAUGCAAAAUAUUUUCAGUGACAGGAUGCACAGCCUCUGCCCACAUCAAACUGUAGGGGAAGUGUUUGCUGCGACGCACCGCAGUACAUCGGUUUAUAUACAACAGCUUGCGAAAGAGUUGCAGUAAAAGCAAGCGCUGGUCCACAAUGGCACUACUGGCUUACGCUGUGCUGUUGGUCUGGCUUUCUGCUUAUUCAGAGAGCACUCUCAUUUCCCAAGAGCCUGGUGGAAGCAUCAGUUUGACAUGCUCCUCCGAUGGAUGUCCAGAAAAAAUCGACGGAUACAAUUAUCUGUAUCUGUACCAUGAGAAGGAUGAGGUCUUGUUCUUUUCUUUCACAACUCCGAGUGUGGCUAUGCCAAGAGUAAAGUAUGAACACAGGAUCCAGACACACAGACCUAACAUGACCUUUACUAUCAGCAACCUGACCGUGGAUGACCAGGGUGUCUACACAUGUGUCUACAAAAAAUCAGAUAAAGUCUUUGUCAUUUGCAGCAUCUACGGAGUUUUCAUAACAGAAACAAUGUCAUGUCCCACGAUGCCUCCCACCAAAUGUUCCACCUUCGUUGACACAAGGACAGCACUGAUGCUGUUUAUAAUUUUAAUCUGUGUCAUCAGUGUGCUGGCCAUGUGGAUCUUCUUCUUGCUGAUCACUCCAAGGGUGAAGCUGUGGUGCAUCAGGAGAAGAGCGGGAGGCGAACAGAAAUUCUCCACCGAUAAUGUGUAUGAAAUCAUGAGCAGGAACGGACGAGGCCAAACUGCUUAGAAAAAAUCCCACACAGGGCCUACUUGAUGAACAUUUUUUUUCUGUAUUUCCUUCAGUUCGCAUCUGUUAAUACUCAAAAGAAAUUUUAAAUGUUUUUUUUUUUCAAAACUAAGCGUCAAAUCUAUGUGAUCUACAGUGCAAGUAAGAGAGAACAAGAGUCAGACACAAUGAGACCAGAUGCUGUUGUGUCCCACAUAUUGACGCAGCAGAUCUAACUGCUAGAUAUAACAGUGGUUUACAAGUCUGUUGUUAAAAUGUCAGAUAUGUAGAAAAUUAUUAUUGUCAUGUAGCCGUUUUUGGCUUUAAACCAAAAUUUUGUUUGAAAAUCGGUACAACAAGUAAAUGACUAAAUAAGAUUUUUCUCAGAAUCUGUGGUAUUUAAAGGUCCGGACUGGGUUUGGUGAUGAGUUUAUCAGAUGUGAACAGAAGGAAACCACAAGCAUCUGUAAACUGCUGUCAUCUUAAAGACAUGCUUUUCUCACCAGAAGAGACCAUUUGGUGGCACUGAACCAUGCAAUGGAGCAACUUCACUCUCUUUGUAUGCAACACACGCAACUUUUUAUUUCUGUUUUCUAACAUUUAAUUUUCAUGAAACAAAAUGUUUUCUUUUUGCUCAUUUGUAAAUGUUUUGCCUUAGAGGCCACCUUACAUUGUAUGAUUGCUUUGACUAUUUCCUGUUAUUUGGUGUGUUGGAAUCCCUGGAGGACUGAAAUGCAAUAACUUAAAAAAAAUUAAACAUUUUAUUAAAAGAG